AUGCCUUCGUCCUCGGAAUACCUACGCGCUCACGACCGUGCGAGCAUAGAGAGUGACAAUGAUGAUCUCGACCUGGAGGAGCUGGAUCCCUCCUCGGCAUUUAACGCAUCACGGCUUUCGCGGGAUGAGCCGGUUCAACAGAGAGGUCAUAGUGGUCCAGGGAUAGCUCUUAGGAAUUUGCGUGUGGGUGUUGGGAAUCGCCGAUUAUGGAAACGGAGCAUGUCUGGUUCACAGGGGGAAGACACAGCUGGCUUGCUUGAGGAUCGUGAGGGGGAAAGAGGUCUCCGACCGUCGCAUGCGAGUUCCAGACCCUACACCGACGAUGAUGCUCCGCUGCUUGACCGCCGGGGCUCCGUACGCUCUCUUGCAGAUGGAGGACGAAUGCCGCAGCGGAGAUCUCGAUUAGGUUGGUUGAAAUCGAGUACGUUACUUGGCGGAUUACAUGGUUCGACAGGAGGUGGGAAGAAUACAGUGGAUGUGGUGAAGCCCCCGCGGGAUGUCCUUGUUGGCCAGGCGCAACGAGCGAAAUACCCGCCAAAUAUUGUCUCAAAUGCGAAAUAUACGCCGUGGAGCUUCCUGCCUCGCACCCUCUACAAUGAGUUUUCGUUCUUCUUCAACAUCUAUUUCUUGCUGGUGGCGCUGUCGCAGAUCAUUCCGGUGCUGAGGAUAGGAUAUAUGUCUACCUACAUUGCCCCAUUGGCUUUUGUAGUGUCUAUAUCGCUAGGAAAGGAAGCUUUGGAUGAUGUUGGACGGCGAAGGCGGGAUGCGGAGGCAAAUGCGGAAGAAUUCUCUGUGCUUGCUCUGGAUAAGUCUGGUGGGAGCAGAGCUUUUCCGAUUGCUGAAGACGUCGGGGAGAGCGUCCCGGUGAUUAUAAAGAAAUCCCGAGAUCUGAAAGUCGGGGACGUUUUGAAAGUUCGCAAAAACCAGCGUCUCCCCGCUGACGUUGUAAUAUUAAAAAGUGUUUCUAACGAUGCUACCGUGGCACGAGAAUCUCAGGAAGCAGGCGCUUCUCAUAAUGUCGACUAUGCGACCAACGGAUCAUCGUCUUCUGUACCUAAUCAGCAGCCAACCAUUAGCGCUGGUGCUGAUCAGACAGAUAUAUCCUCUGCUAGCGAUACUUUCAUUCGAACCGAUCAACUUGACGGUGAAACGGAUUGGAAACUACGACUGCCGUCGGUCCUGUCUCAGGCACUUUCGCUUGAGGAUUUCACGAGAUUAAAGAUUACAGCAAGUGGACCGGAUAAACGAGUCAAUGAAUUUGUUGGAAAUAUUGAGCUUCUGCCGCCAUCAGGGUUCUAUGAUCCACAUGUUGACAAGUCAGAGGAUAGAAGUCAAGAUGCUGAUGAGACGGAACAGAACAGUUCUGCGCCACUUACGAUCGACAAUACUGCGUGGGCUAAUACUGUUCUCGCGUCGAACACGAUCACGUACGCUGCUAUCAUCUACACUGGGUCUCAAACGCGAGCUGCGCUUUCCACGUCUCCUUCGCGGUCAAAGGUUGGGCUUUUGGAAUAUGAAAUUAACAAUCUCACCAAGAUUCUAUGCGCGUUGACUUUAACCCUCUCAAUCAUUUUGGUGGCGUUGGAAGGUUUCCAACCAACGAAUGAUAAGGAGUGGUAUGUUGCCAUUAUGAUUUACCUUAUUCUCUUCUCAACGAUUAUACCUAUGAGUCUCCGGGUCAAUCUGGAUAUGGCGAAAUCGGUAUACGGUCGCUUUAUUGAACGGGAUAAGGACAUCCCGGAUACUGUGGUCAGGACGAGCACCAUCCCAGAAGACCUCGGGAGAAUCGAAUAUCUCCUUUCAGACAAGACGGGUACCUUGACGCAGAACGAAAUGGAACUGAAAAAGAUUCAUGUUGGCACUGUCUCCUAUGCUAAUGACGCUAUGGAGGAGGUCGCGUCAUACGUUCGACAGAGCUUUUCGGGAAAUACUUUGACCAGUGCCGCGGCCGCAUUUGGAACCCAAGCAGGACUUGCAGCAGCGCCACGUACAAGGAGAGAGAUCGGUUCGCGUGUCCGAGAUAUUGUCCUAGCGCUUGCCUUGUGCCACAACGUCACCCCAACGUCGGAUGAGGAAGAUGGAGUGAAGGUGACAAAUUACCAAGCUUCAUCUCCAGACGAGAUUGCAAUUGUACGUUACACGGAAGAGGUUGGACUCAAGGUAGCAUAUCGGGACCGCCGAACAAUAGUUCUCGAGUCGACUGAUACCGGUAACGUCGUUGUGCGGGCGCGCAUUCUCGACAUAUUCCCCUUUACUUCUGAUAGUAAGCGUAUGGGUAUCAUUGUUGAGUUUGACAAGGACAAGGAUGUCCUCAAUUCCCCCGCAGAGGAGGAGAUCUGGUUCUACCAAAAGGGAGCGGACACUGUUAUGACCUCUAUUGUUGCGGCUAACGACUGGCUUGAUGAGGAAACAGCGAACAUGGCUCGCGAGGGCUUGCGGACGCUCGUGGUUGGACGAAAACGGCUUUCGCCGCUGCAGUAUCAGGAGUUUGCCAGCAAGUAUAAGCAGGCAUCUCUUUCGCUUCAAGGGAGAGAUAUCGGCAUGCAGAAAGUGGUUAAUGAGUAUCUUGAGCAUGACUUGGAGCUUCUUGGUGUCACUGGCGUGGAAGAUCGUCUCCAGAGGGAUGUGAAACCGUCGCUUGAGCUUUUGCGCAACGCUGGUGUCAAGAUCUGGAUGCUUACUGGUGACAAGGUUGAGACCGCACGAUGUGUUGCGAUUUCUGCGAAGCUGGUAGCUCGCGGUCAGUAUAUUCAUACUGUUGCCAAAGUUAAAGACAAAUCGGCCGCACAGGAAGCAUUGGACUUCCUGCGAAACAAGACUGAUUGCUGUCUCCUGAUUGAUGGCGAGUCUCUGGCUCUCAUGCUCAAUCAGUUCCGAUCAGCAUUUAUUUCGGUCGCUGUUCUCCUCCCUGCUGUGAUUGCAUGCCGGUGCUCACCAACACAAAAGGCUGAAGUGGCCGAUCUGAUACGUCUUCAUACCAAGAAGCGUGUUUGUUGUAUUGGGGACGGUGGUAACGAUGUGUCCAUGAUCCAAGCGGCUGAUGUAGGAAUUGGUAUUGUUGGAAAGGAAGGCCGUCAGGCCUCCCUCGCAGCUGAUUUCAGUAUCACUCAGUUCCACCACAUUACCAAGCUGCUUGUCUGGCACGGACGAAACUCCUACAAGCGCUCGGCCAAACUUGCACAGUUUAUCAUGCAUCGUGGCCUCAUCAUCAGCGCUUGCCAGACCAUGUAUAGCAUUGCUAGCCACUUUGAUCCGAAGGGUCUUUUUAUCAACUGGCUUAUGGUUGGAUACGCAACAGUCUACACCAAUGCGCCUGUUUUCUCCUUGGUCCUUGAUCGCGACGUGGAUGAACAGCUGGCCAAUCUUUACCCUGAGCUAUACAAAGAGCUCAAGACGGGUCGCAGUCUAAGCUAUCGCUCCUUUUUCACCUGGGUCCUAGUGUCUGUUUACCAGGGCGCUGUGAUCCAGGGCCUGUCUCAAAUCCUCCUUGACACCAUAUCUGGAAAGCGGCUUAUCAGUGUUUCAUUUACAGCUCUCGUAAUGAACGAGCUGCUCAUGGUCGCCAUCGCCGUCACUACAUGGCACCCUGUGAUGAUAUUCUGCCUCCUCGGUACCGCGUUGGUGUACGCUGCCAGCGUGCCCUUCCUCGGCGAGUAUUUCGACCUCAAGUAUGUGAUCACGCUAGACUGGAUCUGGCGCGUGGUAGCUGUCACGGCUGUGUCUGUUAUACCCGUGUGGGCUGCGAAACUGAUCAAGCAGUCUUGGAAUCCACCGAGUUACCGGAAAGUGCGAGGCUAGCUACUAU
This is a messenger RNA of Aspergillus nidulans FGSC A4, 3805 nucleotides long. RefSeq names its product aminophospholipid-translocating P4-type ATPase NEO1. The transcript is spliced from 2 exons. The record is from RefSeq and is a predicted model, not a curated record. Gene Ontology annotation, cellular component: endosome membrane; Golgi membrane; membrane. Bases 1 to 3798 code for a protein of 1265 amino acids. NCBI's taxonomy places the organism in Eukaryota, Fungi, Ascomycota, Eurotiomycetes, Eurotiales, Aspergillaceae. Gene Ontology annotation, biological process: phospholipid transport. Gene Ontology annotation, molecular function: ATPase-coupled intramembrane lipid carrier activity; nucleotide binding; ATP hydrolysis activity.